AUGUGUUUGCGUUUUCGUGAUACAAGCGCGUCCUGCCCACAGCUCAUUCUUACUCCAGGAACUAGCAGUCAUCCACGAGCGCCGCUCCUGCCUGGUAUCCACUACCUGCGAAGCUGUCUGCCUGAGAAGCACAACCUGGCUGACAACCACAACAUCACAUUCAGGCCCCGCUCGAUUGAUCAAGACACCGCAUUGUUCGCAAGUAUCUUUUACUACAACAUGUCCACAGAACGUCUUGAUGUUGCUGCCGAAGUUGUGCAGUCGCUUCACGCUGGUGUCGGCGUCGCCAGUCAUGCUCACCCAUCAGCAGAUUCCGUAUCAUCAGAUGAUGGGGGCCGUCCAUACUUCGAAAACCUUCUGGCAAACGUUGCUUUCGAUGUUGAGUUGCACGGUAUCGCUCUCCGUUCGAAUACAUCACUUAGUGAGAUACGCUGUCCACUUUUGAGAAGAUCGGAGUCCAAGCAGCAAGCAAUCAAUCAUCUCGACGUAAUUUCGUGCUGGAAAGGUAUCUCCAACGCCCAAGCGCUAGAGCUUACAUUAUGGGAGCGUUUGUUCCAAAGAUGUCUGGUCUCUCUAGUCGAAAAUGACUUGCGACGCCUCACUGUUGUUCAACUAAACAAAAUCCGGAACGAUCUUGGAGGCGAAGAACCUUUGGCUCUUUCAUUACAAGCCCUUCCCAGCAAGCAAAGCCGUCUCAUCGAAGUCAACUUGCCGAAUCUCAUCCAUGAUAUCAUCGAUGCUUUCUACAACGAUCACUCCAGCCAGAACGCUGCCAGGAACUUUCGAUGGUCGCUUGGGUCUGGCAAUCUUCCAAGUUUUGUUUACAAUUACAUUGCAACGCACGAUUGCUUCCUGCGCAGUUCGGAGGGGGUUUUCAUGUCGGCCGAAGUGACACUCAAUUACUAUACCAUGCCCGUGGUUCAUGCUAUCACCAGAGUACAUUGGCAACCGCCCGAUGUUAAGUUUGAGCAUGUUCCUUCGCAACUCGGACCGAGAGGCCAAUAUCACAUCGCCCCAUAUCGUGAGCCAGACAAUUCGAGUUACAAUCGCUUUUCCGAUGACGUCGUUUACACUGUGACGCGUUCCACAUCCAUGAUCCAAUGGGAUAAGUUCAGCGAAUUAUUCCGUGCACAGGCACCGGAUACUCCAACGAUAUCCGAGACGCUUAUUCAAGCCAGUAUCGUCACAAAGUUUCCAGAAGACGUGCGCUUCGAGCGUGUUUCGCGAUAUGUCGUCAAGGUUGAGAUUGUAGACACGCUUCAGGUCCAUGCGGUACCAGAAGAAUACAGACCACAGACCGAGGACGCAUCGAUGCCCCCAACUCCGUCAUAUAUUAGCGAGCCCUGGUCCAACAACCUCGCUUCACCUAGGCUUCAACAGUAUCAUGACUCCAAACCUGGUUUCUUUGAGGCAUUGAGAGAGCGCUUUCCCGAUUCACCCAAGAAACGAAAGGCUGUGUUACGCUCCACAAGCUAUGACGGAAUGUCACCAGUGGAACUGGUGUAUGAUGAAUCUGACACUGACGUCAAACGUCAGAAGCUGGCGCUGCGUGGUGAUAUCGACAUGCACGCUGCAACCUUUGAAUCGCAAAGAUACCAGUCUGCGGUGGAGGAGUGCAAAGUUGUGCUCGAAGCGCUCGAAACCUUUCGUCAGAAUGUAGAGAAGCGAACUACAUCUGUUGAGCGGGAACCCAGUGAAGUGGCACUUCGUCUAUACGCGGCAGUUGCUCCAGCAUUUCACGUGGUCUACGCAGCAAUCAAAAAAGAAUUGUUGGAGCUAAAAGACCCGAAGGACGAUUGUUGUCACACGCCUGUCAAAGAAAAAAAAGAGAUCCCAGUUCUCCCAACUGGUCAAAUGCCCACACCACCAGACUCCCCCAUGGAAUCUAGAUCUAGCUUCGCCAGCACUUCCGAAUCGGCCAGCAACACAGGUAAUCCCAAUAUCGCGAAUCCAGCUAAGGAAAUGAGCAGCCCCCACCACCUGCGCUCAAGUGAGCUUUCUCAAGACGAGAUUCAAAAGAAUUACCGCGAGUUCGAGGAGGUUGCCAAACGCAGGAAGACUGAUCCCACUACCACAUUUAGCUGCGAUGUGGGCGAUAUAGAAUUUGAGCGCAUCUUCAUGGAAGACAGCGAGGUAGAAGGGCUUGAGUACUCGGUCGAGGAGCCGCUUAAUCGCGAGCCAGAGCUUGAGAAGUUAGUCCAAAGUUUCAUUACCAAAGACGGCUACGACCGCAACCACGGACCCAUUCCCCACAUCGAUGUCAGCACACACAAAGUUUCCAUUACCGGCCUCGUCAACAAUGAACUCUCGCUUUCCAUUCCAGACCUCCAAGCACUUCCACAACAUACCGUGAUAUGUGCAUUACAAUGCGCCGGCAAUCGGCGUCAUACCAUGCGUACAAAGUUGAAGGAGGUGUCCGGCAUCGACUGGUUCGAUGGUGCUGUCAUGAACUGCAAAUGGACCGGCCCUCUGCUCAAGGACGUUCUGGAAAAAGCUGGUGUCAAGGUCGAGGAUGAUAAAUUGAAGGAAGCGCAUGUAGCAUUCUCGUGCUAUCAGACGAUUACGCAAGAAGAUGACUUCUACGGUGCCAGUAUUCCACUGUCACGGGCUAUGAAUCGCGAAAGCUCGAUUCUGCUUGCGCUGAAGAUGAACGACAAGCCUCUUCCACCUAAUCAUGGAGCUCCAGUCCGCGUCGUCACACCAGGUAUCGCUGGAGCGAGGAGCGUAAAGUGGCUUGACUCUAUCUCAGUCCAGCUAAGCGAGAGCCAAAGCCACUACCAGCAACAUGACUACAAGAUUCUACCUCCGGAAGCUGAUUCCAAAGAGAAGGCAGAGGAGUACUGGGACAAAGUUGGCGCGCUGCAUGACAUGCCUGUCAACAGCGUCAUCGGAGUUCCGAAGUCAGGUACCACUGUACAUCAGGACGCAGAUGGGAUGAUUGAAGUCAAGGGCUACGCCCUGCCUAGUGGUGCAGAUGGACCUAUCGUAAAAGUUGAAGUCAGUGUUGACGGAGGAAAGUCAUGGACAGAGGCAGAACUGAUUAAGAACUAUGAGGGUGAAGACGCCAAGGAUGUUGAACUCAAGUGGGCGUGGGCGCUAUGGAAGUUGAAGGUCAAAGUCGAGAAGGGCAAGGAUGUCGCGAUCUACAGUCGCGCAACGGAUAAAAGUGGUAAUAUGCAGGAGAAAUGUCCAAAGUGGAACUUCCGGGGCGUGGCGUACAACGGAUAUGGUGAAGCUUCUGGACUAGAGGUUGCCUGA
Molecule: messenger RNA, 3258 nt
Organism: Alternaria burnsii
Lineage: Eukaryota; Fungi; Ascomycota; Dothideomycetes; Pleosporales; Pleosporaceae
Product: sulfite mitochondrial precursor
Exons: 5
Coding region: 1-3258 (1085 amino acids)
Cellular component (GO): mitochondrion
Molecular function (GO): oxidoreductase activity; molybdenum ion binding
Source: RefSeq, a predicted model, not a curated record